AUGGGAAUUGAGAGAAAAGUGAUCGUACCAGGAGUCUACCCAGAGUACGCUGCGGCCGCAUUCAUCGAGUUAUGGCGUAAUGAAUCCGACAGUCAGCCAUACUUCAAACUUCUCUAUCGUGCGAACAAAACUUCUCCAAUCUAUCCGAUUACAAAAGAAAUCAGUGAAUGUGAUGGUAAAGAAUAUUGUCCCUUGCAAGUAUUCAGAGAUUUUGCGGAAAAAGUCAAGAUUUACAAACCAGUACCAGAGGUGAGCAUUUAA
This is a messenger RNA of Cylicostephanus goldi, 261 nucleotides long. The record is from the annotation of a GenBank genome assembly. NCBI's taxonomy places the organism in Eukaryota, Metazoa, Nematoda, Chromadorea, Rhabditida, Strongylidae.